Molecule: messenger RNA, 1813 nt
Organism: Humulus lupulus (European hop)
Lineage: Eukaryota; Viridiplantae; Streptophyta; Magnoliopsida; Rosales; Cannabaceae
Product: PI-PLC X domain-containing protein At5g67130-like
Exons: 9
Coding region: 204-1415 (403 amino acids)
Biological process (GO): lipid metabolic process
Molecular function (GO): phosphoric diester hydrolase activity
Source: RefSeq, a predicted model, not a curated record
UUUAUUUAUUUAAGUGAUUGUAUUAAAGAGGAUUUUGUUUGGUUGAAAUAGUUGCAUUUUGUCUAGUUGAGUCUGAUCCAAAGUCUCUUUUUCUCUUUUCCUCCUCGUCCCAUUCCGAAAGACAGGAACAGAGAAAAACAACAUUCAGAUUUCAGAGAAAUAGAAUUCUCUCCUCCAAAUUCUAACUCAACCCAGCAAUAAUAAUGGAGAGAACUAUUUUAUUUUCCAUUGCAACACUGUUCGCUGCCACUUUUCUCCUGGAUCCUUCUUCAGCUCUCAAGGAAGGACAAACCUGUGUUUCAGAUAAGAACUGCAACUCCGGCUUGCACUGCGAGACAUGCGUCGCAAACGGAAACUUACGCCCGCGAUGUACUCGAAUUAAACCCAUUAACCCCAUUUCUCAGGUGAGAGGAUUGCCAUUUAAUCGGUAUUCAUGGCUAACAACCCACAACGCGUUUGCGAAGUUGGGGCAGAAGUCAGAGACUGGGACACCGAUUGUGUCCGCGAUGAAUCAGCAGGACUCCAUUACUAGCCAGCUCAAUGAUGGUAUAAGAGGAUUAAUGCUCGACAUGUAUGACUUCCGAAAUGACAUUUGGCUAUGUCACUCCUUCGGUGGCCAAUGCUACAAUUUCACUGCAUUUCAACCGGCCAUUAAUGUGCUGAAAGAAGUUCAAACAUUUCUCCAAUCAAACCCAACUGAGAUUGUCACAAUUAUCAUCGAAGACUAUGUGACAUCCCCUAAGGGGCUUACCAAGGUGUUUGAUGCGGCUGGCCUAAGAAAAUAUUGGUUCCCAGUGUCAAGAAUGCCCCAAAAUGGUAGAGAUUGGCCCACAGUAGAUGAUAUGAUCCAGAAGAAUCAGCGGUUAGUGGUGUUUACUUCUAAAGCAAGUAAAGAAGCUUCAGAAGGCAUUGCCUAUGAGUGGAGAUAUGUGGUAGAAAACCAAUAUGGAAAUGGAGGAAUGAAAGCUGGAUCUUGCCCGAACCGGGCCGAAUCGCCACCUAUGAACACAACUUCUAGAUCAUUGGUUCUAAUGAACUAUUUCAGAGAUGUUCCAAGUUUGACUCAAGCUUGUAAGGACAAUUCAGCUCCAUUACUUGCCAUGGCCAAUACUUGUUUUAAUGCCUCUGGCAAAAGAUGGCCAAACUUCAUUGCAGUUGAUUAUUACAAGAGGAGCGAUGGUGGUGGGGCCUCAGCAGCAACAGAUAUGGCAAAUGGCCAAUUGAUUUGUGGAUGUGGGAACGUUCUCAACUGUAGACCGAAUAUGACUUACGGAGCAUGUGACAUAUCGGAGGCUGAAGCUGCCCCAGCACCUAAUAUGAAUAAGGCACAACAAUCCGGCGUUGGAGAUUUAAAUAGUAAACUUGUUCAGUGGCGGUGGUUGUUUGGGACAGUUCUCAUGGCCAGUCUUUUGUAGUCAUUGUUGUAAUAAUAUAAACUUUUUUCUAUUCUGCAUGCAUUCAUUGUUUAAAAAAUUAAAUAUGUAGUCUGAUAAAAGUUUUAGAAUAUAUAAAAAAUAAAAAUUUGAAUAUUUUGUGGCAAGUGCCUUAGGUUAUGGGACUCAUGUGAUCUCAUGAGUAAGCAGAUUGUUUAAUGUCAACAGAAAAGCUGAGAAACUGACCGGAAUAGCUUUGGAGGGUUCUGUCAUUGUGCUAGUGGGCUUUCAGGGUUUGAGAAAGAGAGUAUUAAUUUACUUGCUUUUCAUUUGAAUUGUAAUCACGUGACUUGAUUUUAUUAGAAGUAGAGUACCAUCAACAUUUGUCGGAACUUGAUUGAAAAACAUAAUAUAUAUCGAGAGGAGUUUUCAAUCGCUAA